AAGAAAAAACCCAGUUGGGUCGGUUACUGCGUUUCGUGUUAAAACAGACAGUUAAAUCCAGUCUCGUUUUACUUUGUACAGUAAACAUUUUGACCCAAAAAUUUCUUAACGAUUCCCUUAAAAAAUUUCGCAACAUAAAUCUUACUACUAUAUGCUUUGACUUAUUGGUAUUGAAGUUUUAGAUCAGUUAUGCAUGUGUCAACUUUUGGCGUUGAAGAAUCAAAGGGUGAAAUCAGAAUCAGAAUCAGAAGCAGAAGAGAGUGAUGAGCAGCUGCUUCGGUUUGAGGUCUGAUCCAGCUAUCAUGGAAACCGAGCUGACUAGUAACAGAGGAAGGAGUUUUGGUAUCAUUUUUGGUUCUACGGUUAAGCCUAGACCCCUCAGAUUUCAACCUUCUGAUGAAGAUGUUGAGGAUCUUAUCUCCAAUAAAGCUCCUGGAAGACUUUCUGGAACUGUUUUUCCAUAUGUUGGUGUUGCUUGCCUGGGUGCAUUUUUAUUUGGUUAUCAUCUUGGGGUGGUAAAUGGGGCUCUUGAGUACCUUGCCAAGGAUCUUGGAAUCGCUCAAAACACUGUGCUUCAAGGAUGGAUUGUCAGCAUGUUACUUGCCGGUGCUACUGUCGGUUCUUUUACUGGUGGAGCAUUGGCUGACAAAUUUGGUCGAACCAGGACUUUUCAGUUGGAUGCAAUCCCUCUAGCAAUUGGAGGAUUUCUUUGUGCUACGGCUCAAAGUGUUCAAACAAUGAUCAUUGGCCGCUCGUUAGCUGGUAUAGGAAUUGGCGUUGCGUCUGCAAUAGUACCACUGUACAUAUCUGAGAUUUCUCCAACUGAAAUCCGUGGCGCACUUGGAUCUGUUAAUCAACUUUUUAUAUGUAUUGGGAUUCUUGCAGCACUAGUGGCCGGUUUGCCUCUGGAAGGAAAUCCGACGUGGUGGCGCACAAUGUUUGGAAUUGCAGUAGUUCCAUCUAUUCUGUUAGCUCUUGGAAUGGCAAUUUCUCCAGAGAGUCCCCGGUGGCUUUAUCAGCAAGGGAAAAUCUCUGAAGCUGAAAAGGCUAUUAAAACAUUAUAUGGAAAAGAAAUAGCUGGUUCGGUUAUGCAGGACUUGGCAGCUGCAAGUCAAGGUUCUUCUGAAUCUGAAGCAGGAUGGUUUCAACUGUUUAGUAGACGAUAUUGGAAAGUUGUCAGCGUUGGCGCAGCACUUUUCUUGUUCCAACAAUUGGCUGGAAUAAAUGCAGUGGUUUAUUAUUCAACUUCUGUCUUUCGCAGUGCUGGGAUUGCUUCAGAUGUUGCAGCAAGUGCGCUGGUUGGUGCAUCAAAUGUUUUUGGCACUGUUAUUGCUUCGUUCUUGAUGGACAAAAAAGGAAGGAAAAGUCUCCUUAUCACUAGCUUUAGUGGGAUGGCUGCUUCUAUGUUGCUUCUAUCCGUGUCUUUUAGUUGGAAAGUCCUUGCACCAUACUCGGGCAUCCUUGCAGUCCUCGGGACUGUCCUUUAUGUAUUAUCCUUCUCUCUUGGAGCUGGUCCUGUGCCUGCCCUUCUUCUACCAGAAAUAUUUGCAUCAAGAAUCAGAGCAAAAGCCAUUUCUUUGUCAUUAGGCACACAUUGGAUUUCGAACUUCAUGAUAGGGCUCUAUUUCUUGAGUGCUGUAAACAAGAUUGGUAUCAGCACUGUAUAUUUGGGGUUCUCAACUGUGUGUCUCCUUGCUGUCUUGUACAUAGCUACUAAUGUUGUGGAAACAAAGGGUCGCUCAUUGGAAGAAAUUGAAUGUGCUCUUACUCAUACAAUAACUUAGAAUUUUUGUACCACAUACUUUGCUGCUAAUUUUCUUGAUGUAGUAAUUACUAUAAUUUUUAUCUUAUAUUUACCCAUUUAUUAAAUUUACAAGUUCUUAAA
This is a messenger RNA of Trifolium pratense (red clover), 1885 nucleotides long. RefSeq names its product plastidic glucose transporter 4-like. The record is from RefSeq and is a predicted model, not a curated record. Gene Ontology annotation, molecular function: carbohydrate:proton symporter activity. NCBI's taxonomy places the organism in Eukaryota, Viridiplantae, Streptophyta, Magnoliopsida, Fabales, Fabaceae. Gene Ontology annotation, biological process: carbohydrate transport; transmembrane transport. The transcript is spliced from 13 exons. Bases 264 to 1784 code for a protein of 506 amino acids. Gene Ontology annotation, cellular component: membrane.